This is a messenger RNA of Angiostrongylus costaricensis, 408 nucleotides long. The record is from the annotation of a GenBank genome assembly. Lineage: Eukaryota; Metazoa; Nematoda; Chromadorea; Rhabditida; Metastrongylidae.
AUGCAUUAUGGCCCGUAUGGAUUCGCAUCCGAUCCAUACACCCCAACAAUACGCACACUUGAGCGUGGACAGCAAUCUACUAUUGGUCAACGCGCCGGUCCAUCUUUUCUAGAUUUUCAAGCGAUCAAUGUUGCCUACGGUUGCAUUGAUCAUUGUCCAGCUAUAAAUUGUCUCCACAACGGAUAUCCGCAUCCAAAAGAUUGCUCAAUAUGCGCCUGUCCAGAAGGCCUGACUGGAUCGUACUGUGAAACCGUACAACGCUCAACUGGAGCAUGCGGUGGCGUAUUGAUGGCUCACAGAAUUCCUCAAUAUAUUACUAGCCCAAAUUAUCCAAACGGGUUCACAGAAGGAGUUGAAUGUUAUUGGAUUCUACGAGCAGCAUCUGGUGGGUCAACAUUGUUUAAAUAG